Betta splendens (Siamese fighting fish) is the source of this 1801-nucleotide messenger RNA. RefSeq names its product ras guanine nucleotide exchange factor F (gene klhdc3l). Bases 93 to 1427 code for a protein of 444 amino acids. Gene Ontology annotation, molecular function: protein binding. NCBI's taxonomy places the organism in Eukaryota, Metazoa, Chordata, Actinopteri, Anabantiformes, Osphronemidae. The transcript has 8 exons. Gene Ontology annotation, cellular component: Golgi apparatus. The record is from RefSeq and is a predicted model, not a curated record.
UGACUCUGACUCAUGUCUGUCGUAUGUGACAUUUUCGAAGUGUCAGUAAACGCAACAGAGAGACAACUCCCAGACGAGGAGUAGCACUUUGGAUGUCUGUUGCAAUGACAGGACCCAGCUACAGUAUGGGUCAAAGUGGCAACUCUCUUUGGACUCAGCUCUUCCCGAGCAGCCCGUCCCCAUGUGAUCGCUACAAACAUGCCUCCUGCAGCUAUGAUGGGAAUGUUUAUAUUCUGGGAGGCAGAGACAACAGCUGUCUGAGGGACUUCUGGAGAUACAACAUAGUGUGCAAUGAAUGGACUGAGUUGAGCUGCACCAGUGAAGCUGCGCCAGAAGAGCUAGAGGAGCAUUCGAUGGUGGCUCAUGAGGGCAUCCUCUAUGUGUUUGGUGGCAUGCUGGAUUCUGCAUACACCAAGUGCAAAUGUGCUCUUUGGGUAUUUGACAUUGACAAGCAGAAAUGGGUGCAGAGCCAAGAAAAGCCCAGUAUCCGUCAGGCCCAAAUGCCAACUAACAGAAAGGGUCACAGUGCUGUGGUAAUGGGCUCUGCUAUGCUGGUAUAUGGAGGUUAUGUGGACAUUAAAGGUUCUUCACCGGACUUUUGGAGUUUAAACUUUGAUACAAUGGCUUGGUCCCAGCUAAGUGAGUCUCAGAACAGCUCAGGUCCAGGCCCCAGACACAAUCACUCAGCUGUUGUCUACGACAAUUGCAUGUAUCUCUUUGGGGGCUUACGAGGCCUGCGAGAGCUAAGAGACUUCUGGAGAUGGAAUUCCAGUAGCCAUAUGUGGACUUCUCUCAGGACAAAGUCUGGUCCUUCUAAGUUGAUAGGGCACUCAGCUGCGACCUACAAGGACUGCAUGCUUGUUUUUGGGGGAGGCGAGAUCCAGAACACACCAACUAACAGCCUGUGGAGGUACAGCUUCACCAGUCACACGUGGUGGCAGGUUGCUGUACACCCUGGCUGUAAUGCCCCAAGCAAGAUUCACCACAGCUGCACUGGCCUGGGUUCAAGCUAUGAGGCCAACACCAUUGUUCCUUCUGUCGGCUCAAGACUAAACGACAAACACAGACCCUUUAAGAACAGGUGCUUUCCUGCUUCUCUCACUUCCCUCGAGUCAGAGGGAGCUAUAGAGAUGGAGACAUUCCGCCUGGAUAAGUGUUAUGCUGGUGACUCUUUCAGUAGAUGUUCAGAACUGGAGAGCAGCAAUCAGGACUUGACAGGGAACAAGGAUCCCGAAAAGACAGGGAACUGUCUGACUUUUGAGAAAGCCAACAGGACACUGUGGAGCUACAAAAAGGAUGAUCUUCUCCAAGGGGAGGAUGAAGACAUAGUCAAACACCUGCCUGACCUGCUACUAGUCAUAGGAGGAAGACCGUUAACUUGUCACAGCCCUAUCUCCAUAUGGCACAUGACUCUGACUGCUUCCUAGCAGUGAGCAAUAGAGUGAUGAUGGCAGAAGUGUUCUGAAAAUUAUAUUAUUUUAAAUAUAAAUAAAUAUUAUUACUGUUAUAAUAUGACAGUAAUAUUAAUAUUGACACAUCUAACUGGAUUUAUGUUUCUGUGGUAGAGCUGCCUUCACACAAUUGGUUUGUCUAUAAAUUAUAAAUGAAUUUAUGCACAUUAAUAACACAACAUUCAUUGAAAUCAUGGGCAAAAUAAGACAUGUUUUCACACACAGAUCUGUUUAUUUAAAUUUAACUUCUAUACAUGCAUAAUAUAUAUUUUCAGAGGGCAUCUGAGUGAGAUUUAAUGCUCUUGAAUGAAGUGUUAACUGUAAUGUUCCAAUAAAAAUUGAGCUUCACA